Messenger RNA from Microthlaspi erraticum, 666 nucleotides. Lineage: Eukaryota; Viridiplantae; Streptophyta; Magnoliopsida; Brassicales; Brassicaceae. The record is from the annotation of a GenBank genome assembly.
AUGAGAGAUCUCAGCGAAAUUCAAUUGUCUCCCUAUUCAGUGAAUCUUCCAUUACUGGUUUAUCUUCCAUUACUGGUUUUGCUUCUAUUUCCUUCUCUUCACGUGUCAAAAGUGGAGAAGAAAGGGAAUAUGCAAUUUAGUUAUGGAGUUGAUGUUAUCGGUUUUUCUUCUUCUCAGUUUCUGGGUCAUAAUCAUAUGGCUUUUCUUUGUCUAGGGAUGGAUUCGGGAAAGUCUCAGUCCAUAGAAUCAAAGUUUUUUCUCACAAACCACUCUGUUUUGGUGUUGGUUAGUGAGUGGCAUCGUUCUCCAUUAAUGGAGACGCAAUAUCUUUUGUUCGUCCUAAUGGGUGGUUUUUCUAAAAUCAUCCAGGCCGAACAUGUUAUCUCCAUGAAGGGUUGUGUGACUCUCCAUGAUGCUCGCCAUUCCGGAUACCAAUCCGGUGAAGGGAUUGCAUACAAAGUCCAACGAGUGUUUUGGUGCAUUGGUCGGCGAAUCUGGGAUCCUGGAAAAUCAGUUUUAUGGAGGAAGUUACAUAAUGAGAAGAUGAUGUUCAACCACUUAUGGCCAUUGGAGUAUGAUGGGCAAGACUUCAACAGCAAGACUUCAACACCAAAGGUAGAAGAUGGAUUUUCACAAAUGCAGUAUCUACUAAAGUUUAUAUUUUGA